Messenger RNA from Symbiodinium necroappetens, 477 nucleotides. The record is from the annotation of a GenBank genome assembly. NCBI's taxonomy places the organism in Eukaryota, Dinophyceae, Suessiales, Symbiodiniaceae.
AUGCCGAAACAGGCUAUAACCACGCGGAUAAAGUCGCACACGCGGCUGACAGAUCAGUACCCCUGGGUGGAGGUGGUCCUUAGACUACUCGGCGCGUGUGGAACAACUAUUCUGUUCGGCAUCCGCUUGGUCAUCGCCGAGUUCCUGUUCGGCAUCAUGGCCUGGGCACCAGUGAGAGCCGCUGGGGCGCUGCUGGCGGCGGUGCCCUUGGUCUACACGGGACGGAGCAAUUUUCAAAACCUCAUCAGCUGCAAAAGCACGGCAGAGGCCCUGGUGGAGUUCUCCAAACUUCUGGGCAUGAGCGGGCCUUUCAUCUGGUUCGCCCUUCGUUGUCUCGACUGGGAGCUCGGGGUGCGAGCAAUGGUUGGUGCCCUUUCCUUCAACCUCCUAGUGCUGCUGGUGAGACUGGCUCUGAGCCAGAAAAACAGCAAAGCACCGGAGAAGGAGGAGAAGAAGAAGUCUUCCAAGAAAUCGUGA